Topomyia yanbarensis is the source of this 5165-nucleotide messenger RNA. RefSeq names its product GATOR complex protein Iml1 (gene Iml1). Gene Ontology annotation, cellular component: lysosomal membrane; GATOR1 complex. Gene Ontology annotation, biological process: negative regulation of TORC1 signaling; positive regulation of autophagy; cellular response to amino acid starvation. Lineage: Eukaryota; Metazoa; Arthropoda; Insecta; Diptera; Culicidae. The coding region runs from base 344 to 4963 and encodes 1539 amino acids. The record is from RefSeq and is a predicted model, not a curated record. The transcript is spliced from 12 exons. Gene Ontology annotation, molecular function: GTPase activator activity.
CUUCAGCAGCAGCAGUUUAUAAUUUUUUUCACUAGUAGGAAAUAUUUUAAGUAGUUGCUAAGUAAGUGUUUUAUCAAAUGAAACAUGAUAUUGUGAAAUGGAGUUCUGAUGUGUUAUGAGCAUAUAUGCAAAAAAAUUGCAAGUUCAGGAAUCAAAUCUGUGUGUUCAGUUCAAUCUGCCAAUGCUAACGUUCUGUGUAAACAAUAAGCAACGAUAAUGCAAUGGUGAUAAUAAAUUCUAGAAAUAGCUCUCAUAUCAACAUUUGUUAGCUUGAGCCAUUUUUGAGGUUUAUUAAUCACUUGAAUUUUACUACUUCAACGAUUAAGGAGAGAGUACGAGUAAAAUGAAAAAGCUGUUCAAAAUCAUUACGCAUCAGAGGAGUUUUAAUUCCGAAGAUUUACUGCUUAACUCAAAAGAUCAUCCGGAUCUAAAGUUGGGCGAUAUUGUAGAAAUCUAUCAUCCGGAAGAUGACAACGUUCGUUUACUGCUGCAGGUGACGUGUCUAACCGACGAUGUGAUGAGCCGGGAAACCAUUAGCGUGGAGGCGAACAUUGCCGUAUCCUUCAAUCUAAAGUCAUAUAAAGAUGUUUUCAUGCAAAAGAUGGACCCUUGCGACGUUGCAUUGGAUUCCGUGGAAAUAACAUUCAAGGAUCAGUAUAUGGGUAGAUCAGAGAUGUGGCGACUGAAAACGUAUCUCACAAAUACCUGCGUUUAUCUAAACAAAAAAAUCGAAUACUGCGAAGGUUGUAUUCGAUGUCAGGUUUACGAAAUGUGGUCGCAGGGAGAUCGGGUUGCCUGUGGGGUGAUCACGGAGGACACCAAGGUAGUUUUUAGAAGUAAUACCUCUAUGGUGUACCUGUUCAUUCAGAUGUCGUCCGAAAUGUGGGAUUUCGACAUACAUGGAGAUUUGUAUUUCGAAAAAGCUGUGAAUGGGUUUCUUGCAGAUUUAUACACAAAGUGGAAAAAGUUGGGUAGCAAUCACGAGGUGACUAUUGUGAUGUUCUCGAGAACGUUUUAUGCUGCAAAAUGUCUUGAUGAGUUUCCGCUACAUAUGCGGGAGUGUCUUCAAAUAGAUUACAAAGGUCGAUUCUACGAAGAUUUUUAUCGUGUAGCGAUUCAGAAUGAGCGUUGCGAUGAUUGGAGUUCUACGUUAGUGCAGCUCAGAAGGUUGUUUACUGGAUAUCGUGAUGUUGUGCUUAAGUAUCAUGUACGACCGAAUUUAGAUGUGAAGGUUCCGCAAGCAACGAAUUCCACUGCUGCGCAGGGAAAUUUUCUUGAAGUGCUCAAUAUCUCGCUCAAUGUAUUUGAAAAACACUAUUUGGAUAGAAGUUUUGAUCGUACCGGUCAACUUUCUGUUGUGAUUACUCCUGGCGUGGGUGUUUUCGAAGUAGACCGCGAAUUGACGAAUAUCACAAAACAACGAAUAAUUGAUAAUGGUGUUGGAAGUGACUUAGUUUGCGUCGGUGAACAGCCAUUGCAUGCUGUGCCAUUAUUGAAAUUUCACAACAAAGACUCCCUCACAUCAAUCGAUGAUUACUCGAUGCCGCAUUGGAUCAACCUAAGUUUUUAUUCAACCAAUAAAAAAGUAGCGUACUCCACGUUCAUUCCAAGGAUAAAACCACCACUGAUAGCGUUAGAGACAGCAUCUCAGGAAUCUUCAGAUGCAUUCAGACUAAAACUUCCUAAAAAGGAAAAUAAGAACGAAUACAUCCACAACUGUCUUUUCGAUUAUGAUGCGUUUGACGAUCAAAUAUUUCAAAUGCCUACGGUACAUGGUACUUGUUCGCUGCAACGCGUGGCUCGAACAAAAAAAACUUCAGUUCCUAGUUUGGAUGGAUUCGGAAUGUAUGGUAACAAUCGUGAAUGGGAUAGCAUAUCAUCGCCAUCUGAUUUGCGGAGAAAAAUGUCUGAUCCGGAUAUACAUCACAACAUUAAUAACAUGCUAAAUUUAAGUGUGACUUCUCACAAUAGCUCACUCAGCACAACGGAGCAGACCAACGAGAAGUGUGUCAAUCGUAGCUUCGGAUCAUCGAGUGGACCGGUAGUUCGAACUGGGCGAGCCUUGAUUAACCCUUUCGAUCCAUCGCAUGUUACGAUUAAGUUGACUUCCAAUAGACGGCGAUGGACGCAUAUUUUCCCAAAGGGUCCACAAGGUGUACUGAUCCAGCAGCACCACUAUCAAGCCGUCCCUACUACCAUCAAGGCUGUGAACUAUGCUGCCUUCGAUUUAGACACAAGCAGCGAGUAUGCACAUACAUCAACUUGUACCUGGGGUCGGCAUGGCCGGCAAAGUAGUAUCACUUCGUCGGACAGUCGACUGAAUGAUGAGGAUUUAAAGUGGAUUAUCGAAAAUAAAGGCAAUCGUAAAAAAUCCGGAGUUCUGCACUCGGCUGCUGGACCUACCGUAACAGUUACACCGUCAAAAAGUCUCACACUGUUGUGGGGCGUCACUGGCGAACAGGAGUGGACUCCCUCGCUUACCACAGGCGUCGACUGGAAAUCGCUAACCAUACCGGCAUGCCUGCCAAUAACAACGGAUUACUUUCCGGAUAAACGCUCGCUGCACAACGACUAUGUCGUGUCGGACUACACGCUAUUGCCGGACGAUGUGAACGCUGACUUUGCACAGAAUCGAGCAAUUUACAAGAAACCCCUCUCGACGGAUGAAGUGUUCAAAGAACUUGUUUCACAACGAUUAGCACAGGGCUUCCAGUUGAUUGUGCUACCGGACACGCCAUCGCCAAAUCCACAAAAGGCCCCUUGUUGCGGAGGUCAGUUGCAAAGCUCCUACCAGUCUAGUUCCGUUCUCAGGAUACGUGCUCCGCAGGAACAAUCGCAAGAGUAUUUGUUGUCGAUUGGAAGAAUUUUUCAUAAGAUUUCCCUGAGCGGAUCAACUAUUACUGUUACUAGAUAUCGACCAAGGCACCCGUACCCACCGAUUAACGUUGGAUACCCCUAUCGGUUCCAUGCUCCUCAGCACGACACGUACGAAGUGUCUGGUGUCAAAUUCACCACAGAGAAGUUAGAGAACUUCAACUGGAACUAUAUGGAUCAGUAUAUUUGCACUCGUGGAGAUACAGACUUUCAAUUACUCGAGAACAUGAAAUAUUGGCGCUAUCGAAUGUAUCUGUUACCACGAGAGGACCCAGCUAUGAAGAAAAUCUUGGAUGGAACUGUGAAACGUUGUGACAUUUACACUGAAGAUAAACCAAUCCAAUCCGAAAAGCAUGUCUGCAAUGAGUUCAUUCGGUUUGUGGAGUCUCAUCUGAACAAAAUAAAAAAAGCUUCGGCCAAGAAGCCAAGGGGGAUGCAGUCCCAUCUGACCCGAAGACGACACAGCACCAGUAUACUGUCCCGGCCACCGACGAACCAGGUAUCCCAAACGCAGCCUUAUCGGGAACGAGUCGGAAGCAAUCGACUGCCGGAGAAACCUCGACUAAGCAUACUUACCCGAUCGAGUUCUAAAGUACUAGAUAAAGCAAACAUUCAGGGGGCUGGAACGAAUCAAAUCAGCUCCGUAGGAGGUAAAACCACAGUCGAUGGAAUUCCUCUAUCGACCCUCAACUCCGCUACGGAACAAGGUCUGCCUGAGGAUAGUGAUGACUUCUGUACGGAGAGUAGUAAAUUGAAGCAAACAGCUACGCUACAGGAAAUAUUCGAGGCCUUUAAGAACCCCGACCACGGGGUUGGUUUCCUCGGGCCGGCGCAGAGUUUGCCGUCCUGUACAUUUGUUGCUUACGAUGCUAUAACGUGGUUACAAAACCGAAUCGAUGGCCCAUGCAAUCCACUGGAUAUUCUGGAGGAUAUGAGGAGGGCUCGUAUGAUUUGUCAUGCUUCAGGAGAUUCCGAAAAACCCGUUAUCCCGGGAUUCUGCCUGUACUACAUCAUGAUGCAGGAUAAAGAAUCGCGAGACUACACUCCGCCACUUGGUGACUUGGAAGCAUUCGAGAACGAAUGGAUGGAAGUGGAGCUGCAGCAUCCCGAUCUGCAGAAACCAAUUGACCCUAGCGAUGUCGAUGUGCCACCAUUUUUGCGUGAAACAGUCGAUUUGAAUGAAGAAUUCAUCGAUGUUCCCCUGUACAGGCAGACUCAUCUGGAUAUUGACGUCAACAACAAAUCCGAUCGCACUGAAUGGGGCCAUGCUCGGUACCAUCGGAAAAUGAUUCCGGGUCAUGCAUACGAAGUUGUUGUGCAAUGGAUAACAGCUUCGGGACCCAUUGUAUGUGAUUUGAUUAGCGGAUGGUCCAGGCGAGCUCAGGGUUGUGGCUUCCAACUUGUCUCAAUUCCAGCGGAUCCUUUGGCGGAACCUGUAACGGAAAAAAGUGAUCCUUUGCGGGGUCCUAUUUUUGUUCCCCUGGAUAUUGAAUGUUUGAAGCAACAUCGAAGUUUCCUGUUUGAGGAAUUUAAGAAAGAGACCUGGCCAAAACGGUUCAUUUUAUUUCAGGAAGCAAUUGUUGCUAGGUUUGGAUUCAUGCGAUGUGCCGUUGAAACAAAAAUUGGUUCAAAUCAAGCCUCACUAGUCCAUCAAUACGUACAUUGUACGGGAAAUAUGUUUAUUUUGGUUACGAAUUCUAACCACGGGAAGAAAUCCCGACAGAGACUUACCUCCGGUGGAAGCACUAUGACAAAUUUCAUCAAUCGUUAUUCGGCAUCCUACGAAUCUCAGAUGCAGAAUAAUACUUCCUCUGCUGCACACGAAUCUUACAUCACACGCCACGUGACCGGUAGUAAGAAUAAGGAUGACUGUGAGAUUAUUCGACGGACGGGAUUUCUCUGGUCAUGGAAUCACAUGAUUCCAAACAAAAAGUGGAAAUCGCUGGCGAUCGCCCAAUCGGAGGAGCUGCUUCAGUUGAGGAUGUUGAGAGAUUUUAAGGAUUUCUGUUCCAACAAGGAAGAACGACUGGUGAACUUCUGGGAAGAAUGCUGGGAAGCGAAAGUAAAAUCGUCAAUGGCGCGAACAUAAAGAAAAUUACCUCUAGUCGGUGAUAUAAUGUAAGUAAAUAAAGACAUUUCAGUUGUUUUGUUCUGUCGAAUUUUAUUCUUCCUGUAACGAGGACGUUUUCGUUUGUACAAUUCGUUGUUAGAAAAGUGCCGUUUCACAGAUUAGUUCCGUUUUAUUAACAACUUUUUAUCUAUUUUUAUACGAAAAUAUAUAAAGCUCUUUG